AUGCAAUUCAAACAAAUACCAGUGAUUAUUGUUAAUCAAAGUAGAUCCUUGGCUAAUUUAAUUUGCAAGUAUUUAAAAUUGACAGAAACAACAACGCAACAUAGAGACGAUUCCACUAAACAUGAACACGAGAGCAAGAAUACUAAUCAUCUACCGAUGCUCAAUCAUUAUUUUUCAGAAAAAAUUUUGAAAGAAGUGUUUUAUCCCUUGGGCAAGAUUAUUGUGAAUAUUUAUAAAGACUUACAACAGCUCUAUAAUUAUCUUCUCUGGUUUGCAAAAUGUUUAAAAUCGUCUUGUCGAGAUUUUAUUCAUGUGUUCGAUUUCAAGCCAACAAGUUCAUUGCAACACACAAUUUACAAUUCUUUAGUUCAAGCACGAAACAAUAUGCCAGAAACUAAGCAUAAAUGUCCAGUGACUACCGAUGAUCAAAUGUGUAUGGCACUUCGCUGGAGUAUUACAUAUGUCACUGAUGAUGUAUUAACGUUAAAUGCGAUCGUUUGGAAAGAUAUUAAAAAGGUAAUACUGUUUUGAUUAUUCAUGUAAAUGUAAUUCUUUCAUUUUUUACAGGUCAAACAAAAUCGAACAUUACUAAUCGAUGCACUCAACAAAAACUUACAAGUAUUCAUCAAUAAUUUGAUCAAGCUUGAUAUUGAUCUUGCCGAGUUAUUUGUUCCUAUCAGUGACCUAGAAAAUGGACAAGCAAAUUCCUCUUGGGAACAAUAUCUAAAGGAGGUAUACUCGAAUAAAAUGCGUAUAAAUGUAAGAAUAAUUCAUUUUUUGUUUUUUUGUAUUGUGAAUAUCACCAUCAUAAAAGAACAUUUAUAUUCUCUUCUUAGCAUGAUCGACUCUAUCUUUUGGAUAGGAUAGACACAGCAAUUAAUUUCAGCGAAGAAAAACAUUUAUCAAUUAUUAUCAAAAAAUUAGUUGGUGAUUUCAUGAAACCAAUUUACAAAUCGAACAAUUCAUUUAAAUCGAAUUCAAAAAAUUUUGACACCGAUAAUAUGCAAAAACAGAAAGAUGCUGAAUAUAUUUAUCGUGAUAUUUUUCUCUGGUGUAUUUUGACACAUCGAUUAGAAAUGGCAAAAAUUUUUCUUGGUCAAAUAAAAACUCGUAUAUGUUCAGCAUUAAUAGCUUCAAAAAUUUU
This is a messenger RNA of Rotaria sordida, 1144 nucleotides long. The record is from the annotation of a GenBank genome assembly. Lineage: Eukaryota; Metazoa; Rotifera; Eurotatoria; Philodinida; Philodinidae.